AUGAAGGCUGAAAAUGAAAUAAUGUGUGAAUUCCAAAGGAAAAGAUUAAAGAAGCAUUUUAAUGAAAUCAUAGCCAAGCUUACAGAUAUAAGGGACCGAAAGGAUGAAGCAUUGAAAAGCAAUCUGCAUAGGAAAAACGAACAGAUAACUAUUUGGAAAUCUCGAAUAGACAAGAAAGGGAAACAAAUAAUUGAAAUAAUGAAAUACAUGGAGGAGAACAACCGGAAUAUGUCUGAUAAGAAUUUAAUAGAGAACCAAAGAGACCUGAAACACCUGUUAGCUUUAGACAUAGAUAUGGGGAACUGUGACUAUUCAGUCAGAUAUAAAGAAAAAGUCAUUGAUGAUGAUAUCCUGGAAUCACUGUUUGGUGAUUGUUUUGAUUUAGAUAAUAUUGGUGCCACUGAAACAAAUUCAUUUCAAUAUGUAACAUGUAGUGAAGAUGUACUUUUGUAUUUGGAGACAUUAAAUGAAAACGAAUGUUACGUGUGCGAUAUGGAAUCUGAUGACGUUGAUUUGGUAAAUAUACAAAGCAAAAAGAAACAAACACUCGAUAUUGGGUUAAAUGUGAAAGAUAUGUGUGUAAUUAAUAAUGGUAUUUGUUUCACAACUAAGGGGGGCAGUUCCAUUCGUUGCCUUUCGCCAUCAGGAUCCAUAUCGACAAUAAGUAUUUUAAGUACAGAUGCAUUAGAUGUAAAACCUGUAGGUAUUUCUAAUUCAGUGGACGGUGGGCUUCUUGUUUCUUUUACAGAUUCUAGAAGGGAUGUUGAUGCAUCAGAAUCAGACCUCUUUCGACGUUUGGUGAAACACAUGACAUUGACCGGUGAUAUCAUUCACGAGUAUGAGUACCAGGAGGAUGGUCAAACCAAACUGUUUACAGGUCCAUUCAGACUUUGUCAGAACAAUAACACUGAUAUUUGUGUUUUAAACAUGACAAGCGACGAUACAGGUGAGCUUGUGAUAGUAUCUUUCUCUGGUCACCUGAGAUAUGUCUAUCGUGGACAGAACCUGAAGGAGAACUUCUUUCCACUAGACUUGGCAUGUGACUCCACAUGUAACAUUCUUAUUACUGAUCCAGCCAAUAGUCUUGUCCAUCUCUUGAGUCCGGAAGGAGAGUUUUUGAAAUUCUUGUUGAAAGAAAAAGAAAUAGCAGGACCAGUGGCAUUAUCUCUCUACAAGUCUGCAUUGUGGGUGGGAACUGAUGAAGAGAUUGUGAAAGUGUUUGAUUAUAAAAGUUUGCCGUGA
This is a messenger RNA of Saccostrea cuccullata (small rock oyster), 1242 nucleotides long. RefSeq lists its product as uncharacterized. The record is from RefSeq and is a predicted model, not a curated record. Lineage: Eukaryota; Metazoa; Mollusca; Bivalvia; Ostreida; Ostreidae. Bases 1 to 1242 code for a protein of 413 amino acids. The transcript has a single exon.